UAAGAUUGAGACGCCAAACUGAGAAAACAUUGGCAUGAAAUUCAUUAUUGUGUUAAUUAGCACAGUAAGCUGUGUUGCGCUAGCAGUCGCGCAAAGUGAUGGAGGGAAUGUAUUUGAAACAAAGGAAGCGGAUAAUGGAAUAAUUAAUAACCCAACCAUGGCACCUCUAUUAACAUCAACUUUAGCGACAAGAACUCUCCAAGUCCUCACCGUUACUCCCACAAUGUUGUGUUCUAAUGAUUCAAACGGUAAAACAAGAAAUUCAUGCAUUGAUUCCAUCGAAUUGCAAUCAACCUCUGAUAUGGCUGAAAAGGCAGAAACAUCAUCAUCUUCAGCUGCGACAAUAAAACAUUUUAAUAAAUCGAAAUCUGAGAAACCAUUAAAAAUUCUUGACUUGCUUGAUAAGUCAAACGCCAAUAGCGAUUAUGGGCAUCAAAGAAGCGAUCGAAGCAGAAAGGAACAAAUUAGAAGAUUCGAAGCUCGUCUACUAUCUGAUGGGAAAUUUAUAUGUAAUUAUGGCAGCGUAGUAAUCUACAGUGACUUGCCUUGCAAUGAACUAACUAAUAUACGGGUCAGUGGUACGAAUCACCAUCCGCCAUCGUAUGAGGCUGCUAUAAAACCUCAAACCAUAGAAACGGGGCAAAAUUAUGUCAACGAAAAUAAAAUUGUGGCAAAUGAAAAUUUCGAAAAUUCGCAAGAAAAACGCAAAACACGUCCGAAUGGCAGCAAUAAGCGUCGCAAAAACAAUAAGAGGCAAAAUGGAGAAUUGCAUAAGCAACAAUAUAGCCGAAAACAAAAAAGAAAAGUUAAUCAAAGUCGCGGUAAUAAGAAUUCGAAACGUUCUUCAAAGACCAGACAAUACAAAAAAGAAUAUGUCAUUAAAAGUCAUAAAGAUGAAAGAAAGUAGCAAACGUUUACAAAGGAAAUAACGAAAAUCACUGAAAUAUAAAUUCAAAGUACAUAACAUAAAACAUAAAACCGCACCAAGUCUAGUACG
This is a messenger RNA of Glossina fuscipes, 997 nucleotides long. RefSeq lists its product as uncharacterized. Lineage: Eukaryota; Metazoa; Arthropoda; Insecta; Diptera; Glossinidae. The coding region runs from base 35 to 907 and encodes 290 amino acids. The transcript is spliced from 2 exons. The record is from RefSeq and is a predicted model, not a curated record.